GUUGCCAGAUUUUUGUCAGCAGAUAUCAGACACACUAGUUGGAAGCAUUAUCAACAAUGAGUGGGAAAAAAUCCUCAGCUGCCAAGAGCACUAAAGGAUCACUUAAGAAAAAAAUCCCCCUCUCAUCAUCUAAAGCAACAAGCAAGAAACCUGUGGCAGCUGUUAAACCAACGGUUAGAGCCAAACCAAAAUCAACAUGUCCUGCAGAGAGGACGGCAAACAGACACAGAAGGCGAGAUGACUCGAGUGAUUCAGGUAGCUCAUGUUCAAGCAGUGACAGCUCAUACUCUGGGAGCAGUGACAGCUACUCUUCAGAUUCCUCAGAGUCCUGGUGUAGCACCUGCUCUUCUUGCUGUGACUGCUCCCACUGUAUGACGCCAACUGACUCCUCCUCUAGCUCAGGCUCCUCUUCCUGCUGCUCCAGUUCAGGCUCUUCCUGCUGCUCCAGUUCAGGCUCUUCCUGCUGCUCCUGUUCAGGCUCCUCUGCCAGACACAGGCCUCGUACAAAAAAACCCACCAAGAAACCAGUCUCUGCAAAGAGUGAUUGUAAGAAAUGUCCGGGUGUGAAGAAAACAAAAGCAUCAAGCAAGAGAAAGUUGUCCAGAUCCAAAGUCAGGAAAAUCACAAAAACAGGAAAAUGUAGAGAUGGCACCUGCCCACUGGUCAGAAAAAGUGCUACCAAGAAGACUUGUCGAUCCACAGGGGCUUGUAGAAGUAGAAGAAGCUCCUAAAAAUAUCAUAAGCUGUUUUCAUUCAUGAAGAUUAGAUUGAUGGUUACAAAAUCAUUACUACAUGUUGAUUCUCUAAUACAUUUAAAUGAUGAUUUCAACACAAUUAUUUUCAUCUACAAUUUGAAAUGGAUUUUUAAAAAGCUUAAAUUUUUAAUAAUGUUACAUGACUUGGCGCUAUAUGAAGGGUUAUCUCAGUUGUAAGAUAUAAUUCACAUUAUUUAAACCCAAUUUUAUUAUGCGGCAAAGUCAAAGUUUCAAAAUAGUAGGUUUCUACUAACAUUUAUUUGAUUUUUGUUUGUGUAUUCAAUGAAAAAUGUUUAUGUAAAACUUUAUCUACAUAUAUUUCCUUUUGUUAAAUACAAGUUGUAUUUGAAUGACUUAUGUGUACUGUAUGCAUGAACAGUUUGGAGUUUCUCUUGCUGAAAAAAUGUUCUAUAUUAACAAAUGUAUACACAUGAAAAACACAAGAAAUUGUUUUCAUAUAAGAUUUUUAUUUAUUUACAAAAAUUGCAUUUUUCUGCUUUCUUCUUUUGAGUUAAUUGAUGCAUCUAUUAACAGAAUUUUCAGUAUUAAAGCAAAUCUAAAAAUAGUUGUACGUACUUUUCAUAUUUAUUUAUAACACUUGUAUUACUGCAUAUUAAAGAACUUUGGAAAAGCACUAAGCUU
Physella acuta is the source of this 1397-nucleotide messenger RNA. Its product is annotated as keratin-associated protein 5-8-like. Lineage: Eukaryota; Metazoa; Mollusca; Gastropoda; Physidae. The record is from RefSeq and is a predicted model, not a curated record.